UAAUUAAUAAUAAUAAGUCUCUGUGUCAUGAUCUGGGGGCUGGCAGUCCAAGAAAGCCUGCUACAACGUAUAAAGCUGUGUGUGGAGGAAUGGACUUGUAAUUCCAGCCAAUGCAGGAUGGGAGACAGGCAGAUUCCUGGAAGCUCGGGGACCAGAUAGCAUGACUUAUGUGGCAAAGUUCCAGACCAGUGAGAGACUGUGUCUCAAACAAAAUGUGGAAGGAGCCUACGGUGGUCAGUGUUCAUUGUCAGCUUGACAGGACCUAGCAUUUACUGGGAGAUGGGCUACAGGGUAUGCUUAUAGGAAGGGUUAUUUUGUUUUGUUUUUUGAUACAAGGUCUGUCUCUUUAGGCCUGGCUGACCUGGUACUUGAUAUUAGACUAGGCUGACCUCAAACCCACAGAGGUCUCCCUGCCUCUGCCCCUGGAUUAACCGACGGGGAAGAUCUAUUUAAAUUAAGGACGUACCAUUUCCUGUCCUGGGGAGGAACCUGGACUAUGUAAAAUGGAGAAAGCUAGCUGAACAGUAAGAUGUAUUCAUUGGCUGUUUUCUUAGAGGGUAUAGGAUAUCCUGGAGCUGGAAUUACAGAUGACUGUGAGUCAUCUGAAGUGGUGUUUUCUGAAAGAGCAGGAAGUGCUCUUAACCACUGAGCCACCUCUCCAGACCCUGAUUUCUGCUCUCUAGUUGUACAUGUAAUGAAACCAGCUAUAUCAAGCCUCUCUUACCCUGACUUCUCUGCCUUGCUGGGCUGUAUGCUUGAACUGAGAGCCCAAUAAACCCUUAGCUUGCCUUUUUCAGAGUAUCUUGUCAAAACAACAGAAAAAGAAACCAAGACAGAGCCUAAGGUCAUACACUGAGGCUGCCCUCUGGCACGCACUUGCAUACGGUGUUGGUACAUACAUUCGUUUACACACACACACACACACACACACACACACACACACACACACACACACGGCAUCUCCCUCCAGGGCUUUCCUUAGCUCAGUAGAUGGCCUUUUUCAUGCACUGGUGCUUGGCUAAGUGCUUCGUUUGUGCUGCAACCCACAGGCAGUUGUCAUUAUUGUCCCUGUCUUCCAGAAAGGGCUACUAAGGCACACACACCCUGGACCAAGUUUCAUAUGUGUUUGGUGGCAGAGCCACGGCCCGUACCACCCAGCUUCAGAACCUGAGCUCAGGCUGUGACCUCUUCCCCAGGGGUGGCGGAGCAGCACUGACUGCUCUCUGCCUUUGCCCGGGGCGUGCCCCACCGAUGACCUUCUCAAUCUUCCCGUGAUUCCUGUGUGGAGUGCCCAGGAGCCUCUCUGUUGGCAAGCUGGAGCUGCUUGGUGGAGGCAAGGCUGAGUGCCCCUGACCUCUGGGCUGAGUCAUGACUUUGGAGGGUGAGAAUCCGGUGUGCCUCGGUUUGUCCUGAAGCCCUCCUAGACGCCCUCCUAGACGAGGGUCAGUUCUGAAGCCAGGGCUUCUCUGUCGUGGUAUGAAGUGCUCAUGAUCCCUGGUGCUGGUAGGGCUAAUGUGACGUGCAGAUAUCUGAGGCAGGGCAGCCCCUUUCUCUUUCUGUUCCUUUUCCUCACAGGUCACUUGUCCCAGAAGAGAAGUUCACACACUCAUGACAGCUGAAGGCAGAGAAUCUACAGCUGGCUGUUAACCCCCGAGCUGGACCCACACUUUCCUGCCAGAAGUUACAUACUUAAGAUGGAGAAGUGAGGUCCUGAAAAGGAAAGACACCUUAUGAAAGCCAGCAAGCCUGGUUGGAGCUGCUGCGGUUAUUGGCCAUAUACCAAGAGCCCCAAGCUCAUGGGGGAGUCUGGGAGAUUGUAAGAGGUAAUGUGUGUAAAGAGCUUAGCACAGAUUUGGCUGGAGCAGAACAGAGUAAACAUUAAUUUACCAAGAGGCAUAAGAAUGGGAUCAGGAUCCACCCACAUGGAAUCUCAAUUGGGUUAUUUUUUUGAUUUUGAGAUCUCUGGCUGGUCGAGCUGCUUUGCCUAUCUAAGCCUCUUGUUCCCCAGCGAAGAGAGGAUAAUAAUAGCUACCUGGAAGAGCCGAUAGGAGGAUGGAGAUAAAGGAUGUAAUGUGUCUGGCCUGCGGGGCCCUGCCCCACAGCAUCAUGAUGGGAAAACUCCCUCUCGGGGUUGUCUCUCCUUAUGUGAAGAUGAGUUCGGGGGGGUGCUCUGACCCUCUGAAGUUUUAUGCUACCAGCUACUGCACAGCCUAUGGUCGGGAGGAGUUCAAGCCCCGAAUGGGGAGCCACGUAGGCACAGGCUACAAGUCCAACUAUCGGCCCCUGGUCUCCUACCAGCCCCACCUGGACACCCUGGAGAAUCCAGCCGUGGGGGAACAAAUCCGGGACACUUCCAAGUCUGUGACCAGUCAGAGCUACUCUCCCCUAGAAGUGCCCGAUGGCAAGCACUCCCUGCCCUGGAACCUGUACCAGACCACCUCUGGCUAUGGGCGAGAGAAGCUCAAUUCGGGGCCGCUCUCCAAGGAGGUGAGGAAGGUCCACUUCGACACCCAGGAUCACGGGCCUCAGACCAUCACAGGGCUGGAGCCCAAGGAGGUUCCCCUGCUCCACCAGCAGCAGGGCAAGGGCUCUAUGGAGUGGGAGAACUCGCACUAUGGCCCACGCUUCAUGACUUCUGAGUACAAUUCCAAGUAUAUCAAGGAGACUCCAAACCACCCAGAUCUCUUGCUCAAGAAGACAAUCGGUUCCAAAGAAGAAACUGGGUUCACUGAAGAGUCUACCAAGAAUCCCAUCGUCUUCCAGCCACCCUCACAGGCGUUUCCCGGGGACCCUAUCCUCCAGCCAGGACGGAGUGUCACCAAGUCAGACUACCUCCCAAUAAGUCACCCUCAGGGAAGUGAGUUUCUGCCUGUGCUGGCCAGAGGCUCUGAUCGAGACACAGGAUACAGCCGAGUGAAUGAAAGGACCUUGAACCCCAGAAUGCCUACUCCAAGUCCACAGCCCACCAGCAUGAGCCACAGGUCCUACCAGCCACCCCAGCGGAUGCAACAGACUAAUGUUGCCCUGCUUGGCAGGGAGUCUGUGGGGAACAAGGAGCCCACAGGAUUCACGAUUAACAACCCCAGCUAUGUCCGGGGCUCCUAUGAGUCUGACAGAGAUCAGCGGUACCUGACUACCUACAACCAAGGGUACUUUGAGAACAUCCCCAAGGGGCUGGACCGAGAAGGCUGGACUCGAGGCGGCAUCCAGCCCCAGAAAGCAGGAGGCUACGCCCUCAAUGAGCCGGUUACCCGCAUGGAUGCCACCCCCAACCCCACGGAGACCCUGCGGCACCUGCACCCCCAUGUUGCAAGAACCUUGACUUCAGUUGACCCCUACUACCGAGACAUACCUCAUAGCAACCGCUACACGGCUUCCAGUUGAAUCUGGAGGGGUUUGUCGUGAUGGGGCAAGCUGCUUUCCCUGUGGUCCCCAAGAUCCCCCCAGUUACUUUCCUAAGGAAAUAAAGAACACUGAAUCAGCACAGAA
Peromyscus californicus insignis is the source of this 3489-nucleotide messenger RNA. It is a transcript of the gene Saxo4, whose product is annotated as protein phosphatase 1 regulatory subunit 32. The record is from RefSeq and is a predicted model, not a curated record. The transcript has 15 exons. Gene Ontology annotation, molecular function: phosphatase binding. Lineage: Eukaryota; Metazoa; Chordata; Mammalia; Rodentia; Cricetidae. The coding region runs from base 2053 to 3384 and encodes 443 amino acids.